AUGUCCUUUUCAUUUGGUUUCAAUUCAAAUGAUUUGAGUGACGACGAACUCGAAGGUGAGUCGCAAUUGAGUGCUACAAACUCUGCUAAAUACAGUAGCGUGAGCAAUAAUGGCAAUCCGUUAGAUGAGGAUCGUCUUAAAGCUGCAGAUGUGCUGCAACCCGAGCUAGUCGAUCUAAGUGAUCUUCUUACCAGUUUGAACAAUGUGAGAAUCUCUUUUGAGCAAUUCAAAACCCCAAAGAAGCAUGUUACUCUCUAUCGAAGAGAGCUCUUUGAUGUAAAGCAUCAACUUAUGAGUGAAGUAGGUGACAGCGAUGACCCCCUGCAAAAUGUUGAAUUAGAUAUCCUGUUGGGGGAAACAUCUGAAGAUUUGCGCAAAAAUGUUUAUGAAGGAGGCUUGAAAUCGUGGGAAUGCUCAAUCGAUGUAGUAGAGACAAUUUCUGAUGAAGCAGAUCUCGUUAAUGAUUUUGACUGUGUUUUGGAAUUGGGUUGCGGUACAUCACUUCCUUCAGAAUACAUUUUCCAGCGAUAUUUGCAACAGAGUGUUACUCAUGGACUCAGAUUAAUCUUGUCGGAUUACAAUAAAAGCGUUUUAAGACUUGUAACAAUUCCAAAUCUAAUAAUUACUUGGGCAAAAACAACCUUAUCAAAUGAACAAUGGAAUCUACUUCAACAAUCAGGGAACAGUUCUGAUGUAACUAUCCAAGAUGAUGAAUUGUUGUUGACUCCUACAUUGUUAGAUGCAUUUUAUCAAGAUAUUCAAUCGAGAAAUAUAUCCCUUGUGUUUAUCUCAGGUACUUGGGGACGUUUUUUCAACAAAAUUGCCGAAUCUCAGAUUGUCGUGAAUACUUCUUUGCUUUUAAUCACAUCAGAGACUAUUUAUCAGCCUGAAAACCUCCCCGUUGUGGCAGAAACGCUCAUAGAAAUGCUCUUAGCGAAUCUUCACAAGUCAAAGGCCCUAAUCGCUGCAAAAGAUAUAUAUUUUGGCGUUGGAGGUAGUAUAGUGGAACUUGAAAAGUAUUUGAAUAUCGCUAUUAAAAACAGAUCUAUCCCGUUGUCUCUAAAUACAUAUAAAAUUGACGCAGGUCUUAAAAGAUCUAUCGUUUCUUUAGAAUAA
Zygotorulaspora mrakii is the source of this 1116-nucleotide messenger RNA. It is a transcript of the gene HPM1, whose product is annotated as protein-histidine N-methyltransferase. Gene Ontology annotation, molecular function: protein-L-histidine N-tele-methyltransferase activity. The transcript has a single exon. Bases 1 to 1116 code for a protein of 371 amino acids. NCBI's taxonomy places the organism in Eukaryota, Fungi, Ascomycota, Saccharomycetes, Saccharomycetales, Saccharomycetaceae. Gene Ontology annotation, biological process: peptidyl-histidine methylation, to form tele-methylhistidine. The record is from RefSeq and is a predicted model, not a curated record.